Eleginops maclovinus (Patagonian blennie) is the source of this 2069-nucleotide messenger RNA. RefSeq names its product UBAP1-MVB12-associated (UMA) domain containing 1 (gene umad1). Lineage: Eukaryota; Metazoa; Chordata; Actinopteri; Perciformes; Eleginopidae. The transcript is spliced from 4 exons. The coding region runs from base 185 to 646 and encodes 153 amino acids. The record is from RefSeq and is a predicted model, not a curated record.
CGAACACAGGAAACGGAGGUGUCAUAACAAUACCUUCCCUGGAACGAGAAACAACAGGAAAUAAAUGAGGUUUUAUUUUGUUAAAUGAACUCUUAUUAACUGCGUGGAUUUAAAGUCACUCACACAGAAGUGAAGCAUGAACUGAGAUUCCGAGUUUACGGGGAAGAAGAAUAAAAGGAGAAUCAUGUUCAGUUUCCUCGGCCUCCGUAAAGACUCGAAGAAAUCCCCGUCAGAGAAGGAAUCAGAUGGAGGCUUCGUUAUCGUUGGAGAGACGCUGGAGGAGCAGAAGAGGAAGACGCAGGGCAUGAACAUCGCUCAGUCCUCCUCCUCCGGGUACGUCGUCGUGCAGUCCUCUCAGUCCUCCUGUCCUUACCCAGCUCUCCCCUCGGACAUAAAGCGUCCUGCCCCCCCUCCUCCUCCUGCAGCAGCAGCAGCCCCAGAUCCCUCACCCUCAGCUGGGGAGUCGGCCUCCCAACUGCCGGACCUCCUGGGAGAUGUCCCCUUCUCCCUGGCUCCUCAUGUCCUGGCGGUGCAGGUCGGCCUCCCGCUGUUCCCCGACCUGCUGCUGGACCGAGACCUCAACUACAACCUGAGCAGCUUCCAGUACGACUUCACCCUGGAGAACUCCGUGCUCCAGAACGCCUAGUGUGUUUACAUUUAGAUAUCAGGAACACACCCCGUGCUCCAGAACCCUCGAGAGACUGUCCUGCAGAAACCAGCGGCUGAAAGUACAAAUAUACAAGCCUUUAAUGUAAUAAAUUGCAUCAGGUCACUUUAGGAUGUUGCACCUAUAGUAAUUACUACAAGUAAAGAGCAGACUCCUUCCCAUGUAGUGAAACAGUCUGCAUUAAGUAUGGGACAGGACUAAGUAAUCCAUAGAUCUGUUUAUGUGCAGCAUGUAGGGAGUAUCUGAAUGAACGGUUUUUACUAACCACAGCGUUUGUGCAAUUUCUAUAUUUAACAUGACAGGACUUCCUGUAAUGUUUCUCCUUAAAUCCUCACCAUGUUUGAGUUCUGCUUCCUUUUGUUUGUGCUUUAUUUAUUCUGUCUGCUUCAUCCUUUAGUCUUUGCUUUGCUGGGUUUAUGGCACUCUGUCAAACCUUGAAACCGUGAUGACUUCCUUUGGUUUCUGCACGUUGUACUUCUGCAUCGUACUCACUGUAAGAGGAUCAGUUUUACCUUUAAUCAAUGAUUGGUUUGAAAUCCUUUAGUACCUGUGUGUUAUUGGAUGCUGCAGAGUGUGUGUUUUGUUCUGUUUAAGUGUCUGGGAAAAAUCACUUUCCGUAAUUCUUUAAAAGCUGAGACUUUAUCUGGAAACCAAGUAAGCCUAUUUCCUACUUGCUAUCUUGAUGAAUUCAUAUUAAUGUAAGACAAAUUACACAGCAGUUAUUCCACCAGUACAACCAACAUGCUCUCCCCCAUGAAGCCCUAUUUUUAUUGUGUAAAAACCCCAACACAUCCUCUUUCUUUAUUUCCUAGUUUCCAUAAGACUUGCCCUUCCUGGCAGGCUUUUAUUUUGAAAAACCUGAGAGUAGAAGCCAUUGAAAUACUGAAAUGAAAGUAGUAUUUUUGUUGUGAUUAAUAUGAAUUAACUCUGUUGUUAUACUGAUGGAAUCACUGCAGGUACAUCAGCAUUAUCCUGAGUUUAAAAGAGCAUUUCUGGUGAAAGUAAUUCAAGUUUCUGUGUUUUUUACCCCGCCGUUGUUAAUGCACGUCCUCUUUACGCUCUCAGCCAUCAUUUGAUUGUUUGACAAUUUAUGGUCCUUUCAUAAAUCCAGGUACAAUCUCCUGUGAUGUAUUGCUGUUGAAUGCUGUAAAAUCAUAGCAAAUAUCAGAAUCAGAAUCGCUUUAUUCCUGAUAAAUAUCACUUCAGCCUGUGUGUAUGUGCAGCUCCUGAUUACCAGGGGGAUUUCCUUCUGGAUUACUGUGUAAAUAUGAGCUUUUAAAACUAGUUGUUAGUCGGAGAAUGCAGAGGGGGAUGAUUGAACCCAGGAUGUCUUUGUAUCUUUGGAUUGUUUGUACAUUAACACACCUGAUGUGCCUUUAAUAAACAGCCAAUCCCCAUCUAA